Messenger RNA from Rubroshorea leprosula, 1591 nucleotides. The record is from the annotation of a GenBank genome assembly. NCBI's taxonomy places the organism in Eukaryota, Viridiplantae, Streptophyta, Magnoliopsida, Malvales, Dipterocarpaceae.
UGAAAGUUCAUGCUUUUUGGAUCAACUUCACCGAUUGAGUGAAUUUAUGUUUCCAUGUGAUUGAACAUGAGUCGGUUAUUUUAUGCAAUAAAAUAAUUCAACUGUUUUUAUUUGAUUUUAUUUUAUGUUUGGAAUUUUUUUCUGUUUAUCAUUUGAUGUAUAUCCUUUAUCUGAAUUUUUACCUUCUAAUUAUCUGGAAGGUUCUCUAGAUUCUGUUGGACUUUGUCAUAUUUCAGUUUUAAUGAUCAAUAUCCCACAUGUCAGUUUCUAGAAAAUAUUACAUCAUAAACGUAUUAAUGAUUCUGUAAUAAUCCUGAUCUUUGAAUUUCUACCUUCCUUACAGGUGGAUCUUCGUGACAAAGCAGCUCUUAAAACAAUUUUUACUGAAACAAAGUUUGAUGCUGUAAUACACUUUGCUGGACUGAAAGCAGUUGGUGAAAGUGUACAGAAACCUUUGUUGUAUUUUAACAACAAUUUGAUUGGAACAAUCACCCUCUUGGAAGUUAUGGCUGAUCAUGGAUGCAAAAAUCUGGUUUUUUCAUCAUCUGCUACUGUCUAUGGUUGGCCAAAGGAGGUCCCUUGUACAGAAGAGUUCCCCCUCUCUGCAGCAAAUCCAUAUGGACGAACCAAGCUGUUUAUUGAAGAGAUAUGCCGCGAUAUCCACUGUUCAGACUCUGAAUGGAAGAUUAUACUUCUAAGAUACUUUAAUCCUGUUGGGGCACAUCCUAGUGGCCAGAUUGGUGAGGAUCCCCGUGGAAUUCCAAACAAUUUGAUGCCUUUUGUACAGCAAGUGGCUGUUGGCAGGCGGCCAGCCUUGACUGUAUUUGGAAAUGAUUAUUCAACAAAAGAUGGUACUGGGGUACGUGAUUACAUCCAUGUUGUUGACUUGGCAGAUGGGCACAUAGCUGCACUGUGCAAAUUGUCUGAUUCAAAAAUAGGUUGCGAGGUUUACAACUUAGGAACAGGAAAAGGUACAUCAGUUUUGGAAAUGGUUGCAGCAUUUGAAGAGGCUUCUGGCAAGAAAAUCCCCCUUGUAAUGGCUGGACGAAGACCUGGAGAUGCUGAAAUUGUCUAUGCUUCAACAGAGAAAGCUGAGCAUGAAUUGAAGUGGAAGGCAAAAUAUGGCAUUGAGGAAAUGUGCAGGGAUCAAUGGAACUGGGCCAGCAAGAACCCUUAUGGAUAUGGAUCUCCUGAGACGACAAAAUGAGAGAUGAUGAUUUUCUUUUCAUUCUUUUUCCCUCCCCUGAUAACUUGUCUAGCAUACCCCAGUUAGGUUUCUUCACUUCACUUAAUAUUUUCACUUUUAAAGCCAGAUAAUCAUUGAGGUUUCACCAUUAUAGGAAUAAUCGACCAUUUAACAUUAGCCUGCUCUAAACUAUACCUUAUUUAGGAGCUCCUUCUAUGGAACACCAUUACUUGUAUAUGGCAGUUAAUAAGAGGGGCUAAACCUUGAUCUUAAUAUAUAUACAUUUAGCUGUACUUUUUCAGCUAUUUUGAUGCCAUUUUAUCAAUGUAUCUAUCUAGAAAUUUUGUUUUUUUUUUUUUUAUCAGCAACCAUGUAUCUAAUGGGGAAUAAUUCAUUAUUGUAAUG